AUGGAGGAGCGGCAGGCCGCCUACGACGCCUGGCACGCGGAGCGCGACCCGGCGUUGCUGAUGUUCCGGCGGCUCUUCGGCGCGGCGUGGACCGAGGAGUUCACCCAGGAAGUGCUCUUCCCAGGAUCUAAGGCCGGGCUCGGUUUCGGGCGGUGUCGCUUUCGCGCGAGGUCAAAGGUUGGCUCGAGUUCGUAG
Molecule: messenger RNA, 195 nt
Organism: Effrenium voratum
Lineage: Eukaryota; Dinophyceae; Suessiales; Symbiodiniaceae
Source: the annotation of a GenBank genome assembly